CUGCUGCCGCCGCCGCUGCAGCCGCUGCCGCGCACCCCCGGCCCCCGAGCCCGGCGCUGCAGGAUGCCGGGGGGCAAGAGAGGGCUGGUGGCACCGCAGAACACCUUCCUGGAGAACAUCGUCCGGCGCUCCAGCGAAUCCAGUUUUUUGUUGGGAAAUGCCCAGAUUGUGGACUGGCCUGUAGUUUAUAGUAAUGACGGUUUUUGUAAACUCUCUGGAUAUCAUCGCGCUGACGUCAUGCAGAAAAGUAGCACUUGCAGUUUUAUGUACGGUGAGCUGACAGACAAGAAGACCAUUGAAAAAGUCAGACAGACUUUCGACAACUACGAGUCAAACUGCUUUGAAAUUCUCCUCUACAAGAAAAACAGAACCCCAGUUUGGUUCUACAUGCAAAUUGCUCCUAUAAGAAAUGAGCAUGAAAAAGUGGUUUUGUUCCUGUGCACUUUUAAGGAUAUCACUUUGUUCAAGCAACCAAUUGAAGAUGAUUCAACAAAAGGUUGGACGAAGUUUGCGCGGCUGACGCGGGCCCUGACGAACAGCCGGAGCGUCCUGCAGCAGCUGACGCCGAUGAACAAAGCUGAGGUGGUGCACAAGCACUCCCGCCUGGCUGAGGUUCUCCAGCUGGGAUCUGAUAUUCUUCCUCAGUACAAGCAAGAAGCUCCAAAGACUCCACCACACAUUAUACUACAUUAUUGUGCUUUUAAGACCACUUGGGACUGGGUCAUCUUAAUUCUAACCUUCUACACAGCAAUUAUGGUUCCAUAUAACGUCUCCUUCAAGACGAAACAGAACAACAUUGCCUGGCUCGUGCUGGACAGUGUCGUGGACGUUAUUUUUCUCGUUGACAUUGUUUUGAACUUUCACACAACCUUUGUUGGCCCUGGUGGAGAGGUUAUAUCUGAUCCCAAACUCAUAAGGAUGAACUACCUGAAAACGUGGUUUGUGAUUGAUCUUCUGUCCUGUUUACCGUAUGACAUCAUCAAUGCCUUUGAGAAUGUCGAUGAGGGGAUCAGUAGCCUCUUCAGUUCCUUAAAAGUGGUGCGUCUUCUCCGACUUGGUCGAGUUGCCAGGAAGUUGGACCAUUAUCUGGAAUAUGGUGCUGCUGUACUGGUACUGUUGGUGUGUGUGUUUGGGCUGGUGGCCCAUUGGCUAGCCUGCAUAUGGUACAGCAUUGGGGACUAUGAAGUUAUAGACGAAGUCACUAAUACAAUCAAAACAGAUAGCUGGCUCUACCAGUUGGCACUGAGUAUCGGGACACCAUAUCGAUACAACACCACUGGCUCAGGGCAGUGGGAAGGAGGACCCAGUAAAGACUCCUUGUACAUAUCCUCUCUCUACUUUACCAUGACAAGCCUUACAACGAUAGGAUUUGGAAACAUUGCACCAACCACUGACGGAGAGAAGAUUUUUUCGGUGGCCAUGAUGAUGGUUGGCUCUCUUCUUUAUGCAACUAUUUUUGGAAAUGUCACAACCAUUUUCCAGCAGAUGUAUGCCAACACCAACCGAUACCAUGAGAUGCUUAACAAUGUGAGAGAUUUCCUGAAAUUAUAUCAAGUCCCAAAAGGCCUUAGUGAAAGAGUCAUGGAUUAUAUUGUCUCAACCUGGUCCAUGUCUAAAGGAAUUGACACAGAGAAGGUUCUCUCAAUUUGCCCAAAGGACAUGAGAGCAGAUAUUUGCGUGCACCUAAACCGGAAAGUUUUUAAUGAGCACCCUGCCUUCCGGCUGGCCAGCGACGGCUGCCUGCGAGCCCUGGCUGUGGAGUUUCAGACCAUCCAUUGUGCCCCGGGGGACCUCAUCUAUCAUGCUGGGGAAAGUGUUGAUGCGCUUUGCUUUGUGGUCUCAGGAUCCCUAGAAGUCAUCCAGGACGACGAGGUGGUGGCUAUUUUAGGUAAAGGCGAUGUGUUUGGUGAUAUCUUCUGGAAGGAAACCAGUCUGGCCCAUGCGUGUGCCAAUGUGCGGGCUCUGACAUACUGCGAUUUACAUAUUAUUAAACGAGAAGCCUUGCUAAAAGUGUUGGACUUUUACACUGCUUUCGCAAACUCAUUCUCAAGGAAUCUCACACUCACCUGCAAUUUGAGGAAACGGAUCAUCUUCCGGAAAAUCAGUGAUGUCAAGAAGGAGGAAGAGGAGCGCCUGCGCCAGAAGAACGAGGUGACACUGAGCAUCCCUGUGGACCACCCCGUGCGGAAACUCUUCCAGAAAUUCAAACAGCAAAAGGAGAUGCGUAAUCAAGGCUCAACCCACAUCGACCCGGAAAGGAACCAGCUUCAGGUGGAAAGCCGGAGCGUGCAGAACGGGGCCUCCAUCACGGGCACCAGUGUGGUCACCGUGUCUCAGAUCACCCCCAUCCAGACAUCCCUGGCUUACGUGAAAACCAGCGAGGCUGUGAAGCAGAACAACAGGGAUGCAAUGGAGCUAAAGCCCAAUGGAAAUGGAGACCAAAAAUGUCUCAAAGUGAACAGCCCCAUGCGGAUGAAAAACGGGAACGGGAAAGGGUGGCUUCGGCUGAAGAACACGAUGGGGACCCACGAGGAGAAGAAGGAAGACUGGAAUAACGUCACAAAGGCUGAGUCGAUGGGGCUGCUCUCGGAGGACCCCAAGUGCAACGACGCGGAGAACGGUGUAAAUAAAAACCCACUGAGGAAAACAGACUCUUGUGACAGUGGAAUAACAAAAAGUGACCUUCGCUUGGAUAAAGCUGGUGAGACUCGCAGCCCCCUGGAGCACAGCCCCAUUCAGGCUGAUGCUAGGCAUCCUUUCUACCCUAUUCCUGAGCAGGCCUUACAAACCACGCUGCAGGAAGUCAAGCACGAACUCAAAGAAGAUAUCCAGCUGCUAAGCAGCAGGAUGGCUGCCCUUGAGAAGCAGGUGGCAGAAAUUUUAAAAAUAUUGUCUGAAAAGAACGUACCCCAGGUCUCUUCCCCCAAGUCUCAUUUAUCACCCCAGCGGCCCCCCCAGAUACCCUGCCAGGAUAUUUUUAGCGUUUCAAGGCCUGCAUCACCUGAAUCAGAAAAAGAUGAAAUCCACUUUUAGCAUAUACCUAUGUGUAUAUAUGUAUACAGUAUAUAUGCAGAGGUGUAUAUAUACCUUUAUACAUAUAUAUGUGUGUGUAUAAGGUAAAUAUAUAUACAUAUAUAUUUUCACUUGCAUCCAAUAUGACUUGAACACACCAAGGAUUUUGAUAUGUAAAUAUUUGCAUGUCCAGCUGGAUUCUGGCCUGCCAAAGAAAACAAUUAUUAACAUAGAUAUUGCUUGUAUAAUAUGCAGUUGACUGCAUGCACACUUUACAUUUAUUUAUAAUCUCUAUUAUGUAAUAAAAGAAUGACUUUUGUUUAACAAAGGCAAUGUACUAUUUAAAGAAUCAGGGUCUAACCUGCCAAUAUUGCCAUGACAGUUUUGAUCUCAGGCUGGGUGAAUUGAGCUUUUACUUCAUCACUGUCUUCUGCCGAGUUAGACAGUAGGUUAACAUGACGUGGUUGACAUGUUCAGACUCCAAGUAGUACUGUUUCCUCGUAUCAUUCCAUUACAAUAUACUGUAUAUUUGGUGAUAAAUUCCCCCACUCCUCUUGAAGGGAGGGCUCAGCUCAGUCGCCAGGGAAGGGCACCGUGUCAGGUGCUGGGGUAGAUCACUGGAAUUGAUUUGUGUGGGUGUUGUGCAUGCACAGCCUUUUCUUUCGAGUAUCCUCCUGCUCUUUUAACAUCGUAAGUAAGACAUAGUAGCGAUGAUUUAUAAAACGAAAUGAAACAAACAGAACAUCUCUCAGCUGCACGCACUGUGUAUUUGGGGGUAAUGUCUUUCUCGAAAGCCUUCUUUUUACGGGUGGCAUUUUUACUGAUCUGUUAGUGUGACAUUAUGCAGAAUCUCUUUGCAGCACUUAGCGACAGUGUCCGCUUCUGUCAGUAUCCUCGUUAGGAUGUCCCGUUUUUUGCAGAGCUGAGGUUGCUCUCUGGCUGUCCCCCCCAUUGCCCCUGGCAGAAAAACUUUGCACGAGAUCUGAGCAAGGGAGAGAGCAAUUGUGCUUCAGCUCCUCAGGAGCCUGUGAGCAGAUUUGGAAGGCUGAAGUUAAAAGGCUGCAGUUAAUCCCCCUCCACUCUUUUCUGAGGCUGUUUAUCAGUCUGAAACUACCUUUGAGAAAGAGAAAAUUACCAGUCAGGAUGUGAAGUUGGUGAUGGUGAAUUACCCUUUAGCCUGAGGCAUUGGAUGGUGAUGUUUGGGUGGGAGAGUGUUUUGUGGAGAUGAAGUCCUUCCUCGGGCACUGCCUGCUGUUCAUACCUUGGAUGCGUUGAAGGUUUCAGUGGCUGGGGUGUUGUGAUCCGAAUGCCAGCUCUCAGUGUCCACACCAUCAGUCGUUGGGCACAUUAAGGCCCUUAGGUCUGUGUCAGGUGCUCUGGCCCUCCUCUUGGCUGGCUCCCAUCAGCAUCUCCCCCUCCUGAACCACGAUCCCACCUCCAGCAGCUGGGCUGGUGUGUUGUCCCUCAUGAUGGCUCUGCAGGGCUGCAGCAAGACAGGCUUUUGCAUGGGCCCCUGAUUCUUCUGCUCUUGGAAGCUGAGAUUUUGGACACAGCCUGGGUCUGCACUUGAGUGUGGUGGGUUAUUUACUUCUCCAUUUGCAGCGAGUGAGAAUCCAGGCACAUGUUUCUUAUGGCAGAAAUGGCCAUUGUGGCUUCGGAGCCGCUGCCGGUACAGCUGGAGGCUGGCACAGCAGAGUUCACUGGCUUCUUCAGAGAAGGAUAUCCCCACCACACAUCAAUGGCCUCUUGCAUCAAGGUCCCGUGUCUUCAAAAGUGCCUUGAGUAAAACAUAUGUGUACAACAAGGCAUCGCUAUCAAUCAGGUAAACAAAAGGCAUGUUUAUAAUUAGUGGGUAUCCUUACCAGACACCAAUGCCAGACAUUUCAUUUCAUAUUAGGAAGCUAAGCUAAACUAAAUAAAUUCCUCAGAAACCAAAAAAUAAAAAUAAAAAUCAAACAACAACAAAAAGCAACAUUUGUAGUAGUGGCAAUUAGUAACCUGCAUCUUAGGGUGAUUGUAUCUCCUACUGUGAAAUCCAAUCCCAUAAACUCCCAAAAGAUCACAAGAAAGCCAAAGAAGUCAUUGCUUCUGUUGUGUCUGUUCGUGGAGAGAAGACAGUGAUCUUUCCAAUUUGCUUUUCCUUUUGGGCCCAUUUCUGCCUCUCUUUCAGUCCCUUUCUUCAGGAAAUUACAGACGAAAAAAUAAGAAUAAAAAGUCACCGAAAGGGACAACUCUUCCCAAAGACGGGCGGUGAGGCUGCCUGCUCAUUAUAGCUUUCUGCAGCUGCAGUUGCCACUGUCAAAUUAGGCAGCUGUGCUUUGCAGCUGCUCUUCUGACAGGAAUACAAAUCUGCAAGCGCGCAGCCCUGCUGUGGUCUGCAGGGACAAACUGCACAACAGCAAAACCUUCGGGGUCCUGCUCUAAACCCUACCCCGGGACUCUGAAAGAGUCAAGGGUUAUGGGGUUAAGGAGUCGCAGGGUUGCUGCAGGCUGCUGGAGUAUGCACGGACCUUGUGGGUAGACCUUAAGUGCCAAGUUUUGAAGAUUUGACUGUUCUUGCCUGGCUGGGGUCGCUGGCUCAGACAGACACACAGCACCUUACCCCACUGCCCAGUCAAUUGCUGAGCCCUGCAGGCUGUCUGGGCUGGGGCUUGGUGAAGUUCCUUGGUGCAGGACUGUGCCAUGAGGUGGUGCUGCAAAAGAGCCAGCAGGGUGGUGGGGUGACUGUUAGACAGCUUUAGCCUUAAUGGCAUUCCUCUGCCUUUGUCAAGGACUUUUUUUUCUUUCUCUGUGACUGAUGUUAAUUCUAGAUAGAACUGAAUGGCAUGCAAAGGGAUCUCUGUUUAGGUUCACCUUGCCAGUCAGGUGUAACUUUGUACCACCUUACAACAUGAGAACAUGUAACAGGAUUCAUCUGAACUUGAAAAUUAUUCAAGUCCAGAACAUUUAUUGCGGUUCAAGUGCAACUGUACUGGUUAAAAUGAGUACUGGCUAAAAGCUAUAAAUAACAUAAAAUAGCAAGUUCAUGAAACAAACACAGCGUUUCCAAGCUCUCUGGUCCUGGUGCUGCCUUGACACUGGUGUUGACCCUCGCAAGGUCAGUGGGACCAGCUGGGGCCUGGCACCAGGCAGCAGUGGGAUCAGUGCGAUGGUGUCUUGCAAACAAACGCGAUAAACUCGCGCUGCAGAUGGGCUCCCCCCCCACAUCUGUGUGCUGGGGGUGCAGCUGGAGGCCCAAUUUGCACGAUCAACUCUGAUGGCAACUGCUCUGAAAAUUCAGCUUGUACAAUUGUGAAGCGCUUUGCCUCCAAAAUUUCAUUACACGUUGUUUCAUGGAGUUGUUACCGGGGCACUUUCAGCUUUCCCCUGUCCUCGUGGCUGUGCAUGAUGCGAUCAAGCGUGCUGCCAGCUGGGGCAAUCCUUCUCUGUCAAAGAAGCAGGAGUCCUCGUGGUGCAGUUCAGGGUUGACUGAAAGCAACCACCCACAGCUGUAAAUGCAAUAGGGGAACAAAUGCGCCUCUUCCAGCUGAGCCAGCACUGAAGCAGCUAUGUGCCGCGUGGACGGAGCUCUCGGCUGCAUGCUUCCCUUUCCUUUAGGAGCUGCGUGCCAGGACAGACAUUCCUGCAACACCUGGUAAUGCGGUCAUAGCACUUACCUUGUGCGCUGUGUGUUCAAAGCAUUUUACCCAUACACAAGUGGAUUUUAUCUUUCUGGACAAGAUACAAAUAGAAAUAAAAUGUGUACAGAAAAGUAAACACUUUCCGGAGCAAGCGAACUAGAGUACCUUGAAUAGCAUUUUUGUGUAAUAUUACCUAUACGAGAUAGAACAGCACUUCAGGAUAAUAGCUGAAAA
Messenger RNA from Cygnus olor (mute swan), 6866 nucleotides. It is a transcript of the gene KCNH5, whose product is annotated as potassium voltage-gated channel subfamily H member 5. The record is from RefSeq and is a predicted model, not a curated record. Gene Ontology annotation, biological process: regulation of membrane potential; potassium ion transmembrane transport. The coding region runs from base 64 to 3033 and encodes 989 amino acids. NCBI's taxonomy places the organism in Eukaryota, Metazoa, Chordata, Aves, Anseriformes, Anatidae. Gene Ontology annotation, molecular function: voltage-gated potassium channel activity. The transcript is spliced from 11 exons. Gene Ontology annotation, cellular component: membrane.